AAUGGAAGGGCGAGGGCGGGUGAUUAGCGAAUUUCCCGGGAGAUUUAAGCGCCCCAUGGGGGGGGGGCGCUUCGCGAGAAAUAGUUUGUAUGAGGAGACAGUGCAAAUCAGAAGCCCCUGCCAGCAAAUUGUGUGUCUCCUAGACAGCUGUGAAGAUGCCGACCACGAAUGAGCAGUAUAAGCGGAUGGAUAAAUUCAAAAACAAAGGCAAAGAUAUUACAGCAAGAAGGAAGCAAAGAAUGGAAUUUGAAGUUGAACUGCGCAAGGCGAGGAAGGAUGAGCAGAUCUUGAAGCGAAGGAACAUUAGCUUCACCACAGAAGGCGCCCUAUCUUCAGAGAAAGCAGAGAAGAAUGUGGCUGUUCAACUUUCUUUGGAGGAAAUAGUCAAGGCAUUGAAAUCAGAUGAUGAGCAACUUUAUUUCAAGGCAGCUCAGUCGGGCAGGAAACUGUUAUCUAAGCAUAAAAACCCACCUAUUAAUCAAGUCAUUGAAGCUGGGAUUAUUCCUAAACUUGUGGAGUUCUUGUAUCGCCAUGAUGCCCCAAACUUGCAAUUUGAGGCUGCUUGGGCACUGACUAACAUUGCUUCUGGGACAUCUGACCAGACCAGAGCGGUUGUGGAGGCCAAUGCCAUACAGGGCUUGGUAGUCAUCUUGUCAUCUCCGCAUAUGCACAUCUGUGAGCAGGCUGUGUGGGCAUUAGGCAACAUAGCAGGCGAUGGCCCCAUGUACAGAGAUGCGUUGAUCAGUUUCAAUGUGAUCCCUCCUCUUCUGUCUUUGGUGGCACCUCCGACUCCUGUGGGGUUUCUGCGAAAUAUCACAUGGACCCUGUCCAAUCUCUGCAGAAACAAAAACCCAUAUCCUCCUCUGGCGGCUGUGAAGCAAAUGCUCCCCACCAUAAUGUGCCUCCUGCAACAUGAAGACGAGGACAUCCUCUCGGAUGCUUGUUGGGCUCUCUCCUACCUGACGGAUGGCUCCAAUGACCGCAUCGAAGUUGUGGUGGAGAUGGGUGUGCUCCCCCGACUGGUACAACUGAUGACCCAUUCAGAGCUGCCAGUUCUAACUCCGGCUCUCCGUGCUAUGGGCAACAUAGUCACUGGGACAGAUGAGCAAACGCAGAUGGCCAUCGAUGCAGGUGUUUUGUCGGUCUUGCUGCAGCUGCUGCGUCAUCCUAAGCCGGCCAUACAGAAGGAGGCGGCCUGGGCCGUGAGCAACAUUGCAGCAGGGCCCUGUAGCCAGAUUCAGCAGAUCAUCACGUGUGGCCUGUUGCCUCCCCUGGUGGAGCUGCUGGACAAGGGAGACUUCAAGGCCCAGAGGGAGGCUGUGUGGGCAGUUGCCAACUUCACCACCGGAGGCACUGUAGAGCAAGUCGUGAAAAUGGUCCAGGCUGGGGUCCUUAAGCCUCUGCUGAACUUGCUGACUGUCAAAGACGGCAAAAUCAUCCUCAUCAUUUUGGAUAGCAUCGCCAAUUUCUUCCUUUCUGCUGAGAAACUUGGCGAGACGGAAAAGCUGUGCCUUUUGGUAGAAGAGCUUGGGGGCCUGGAGAAGAUUGAAGCCCUCCAGACGCACGAAAACACCUUUGUCUACAGAGCUGCUUUGGGCCUCAUUGAGAAAUAUUUUUCUGGCAAGGAAGGUGAAAGCUCAAAUUCAGAAGCAGGAGAAGGAAGGGCAACUCUACCUUUCUCAGCUGAGCCGCAAGACUUCUAUAACUUCUGAAGGGGAGACUGGCCCACUGCACACCUUAUUUAUUAACUUGGUGAAGGACUGCACAUUUGGCUUGGCUAUUUAAAACACUACAGGGGAAGGGAGGUGCAAGAUGUUGAAAGUUAGUCUGUAGUUCUGUCUUGGACAAUAAAUCACCGCCCUUGGAUUUGUACAA
This is a messenger RNA of Rhineura floridana, 1875 nucleotides long. RefSeq names its product karyopherin subunit alpha 7 (gene KPNA7). Gene Ontology annotation, molecular function: protein binding; nuclear import signal receptor activity. NCBI's taxonomy places the organism in Eukaryota, Metazoa, Chordata, Lepidosauria, Squamata, Rhineuridae. The coding region runs from base 156 to 1712 and encodes 518 amino acids. The record is from RefSeq and is a predicted model, not a curated record. The transcript is spliced from 11 exons. Gene Ontology annotation, cellular component: cytoplasm; nucleus. Gene Ontology annotation, biological process: NLS-bearing protein import into nucleus.